Messenger RNA from Auxenochlorella protothecoides, 498 nucleotides. RefSeq lists its product as hypothetical. The record is from RefSeq and is a predicted model, not a curated record. The transcript is spliced from 3 exons. Bases 1 to 498 code for a protein of 165 amino acids. Lineage: Eukaryota; Viridiplantae; Chlorophyta; Trebouxiophyceae; Chlorellales; Chlorellaceae.
AUGGAGCACAUAGUGGUGUACGGCAUCCUAGGUUUGACAUCCCUUGGCUGGAUCAUCAUGCUGGCCGGGAUCGGAUCCGUGCAGGCCAAUUGUGGCAGAGACGCUCUCGACCGGGGAGCCGAUGCCGGGUACCUUGGCCCGGCAGAAUGCAACACGAUUUUCGGCUACACAUGGUGGAUAGUGUGGCUGCAGCUGGCGGUAUUGCUGGGCAUCACCUUCUCGAUUGUCAAGGGUGUCGAGCGCUGGAGGGCGCCUGCCUUGGGCUACUUGGCGAUCGCCUCGGUCCUGACGAUGGACACUGCCAACACGUACAUCUACUUCAACAGCACGCCCGUGAACAACCACAGCGCAGCUCGGGCCACUGCAGCGGGUGCAGUCAUAUGUUCCAUCGGCAAUUUGGCACUCAUGACGUGUGUGGGCCUGCUGGAGGAGAAGGAGAUCAUCGGCCCCAAGCCCAUGGCGGUGCCAAAGUCCUCCAUCCCUUCUGCAGUGAUUUGA